This is a messenger RNA of Amphibalanus amphitrite, 2242 nucleotides long. RefSeq names its product snRNA-activating protein complex subunit 3-like. The transcript has 10 exons. The record is from RefSeq and is a predicted model, not a curated record. NCBI's taxonomy places the organism in Eukaryota, Metazoa, Arthropoda, Thecostraca, Balanomorpha, Balanidae. Gene Ontology annotation, cellular component: snRNA-activating protein complex. The coding region runs from base 144 to 1640 and encodes 498 amino acids. Gene Ontology annotation, molecular function: bent DNA binding; core promoter sequence-specific DNA binding; RNA polymerase III type 3 promoter sequence-specific DNA binding. Gene Ontology annotation, biological process: snRNA transcription by RNA polymerase II; snRNA transcription by RNA polymerase III.
AAAGAACAAUAUUAAAACAAUAUUUAAACGUUUUCGGCGGUUUAGUGAAGGUAUAGCAGGAAAGCCAAGGGCCAAGGCCCUAAGGAAAGGAGUGUGGAUGCCGUAAUUACCAGGGAUUUGAAAAAAAACUUAUCCCAAUAGAAAUGGAUCACUCCAAUCUACCAUUCAUGGGCCAAAUACAGAGGCCAUACUUUUGCAAGGAAGCAAUAAACAUAGGUGAAUUCUGUUCUUCCUUCAGCAAGGACCUUGCCACAAUUAUGCCAAAAGGAGCUGACUGGAUGACCAUGGCAGAGUCAAUGGACAUGCCACAAGCUGCAGUAAAUGAGGUAUCCAAAAUAUGCUCGGUGGACCACCUGCUAUGUGAGGGUGAGCCGGAUCCCUCGAACGUCAUUCCCAAGGGGACAGGCGCGCCACCGGAACUGCUCUCCGAGCGGAGAUUGUUUCCCAACAUCACCACUGACCUCACCGGCGGCUGGGGUGACGUCAUCAGUGACGAGGCGGCCACCAAGCUGGAGAGCCUCCGCUUUCACCGCCAGAGGAGCGGCGCUCUGAAGAGGCGCGUCAGCGUCUCCAAAGCGUUUCAGCGCUCGCUGCGCUUCACGGGCGAGGUUAGAUUGGAGUCGGACAGCACGCUGAGCCAGACCGGCCAGACGUACGUGCGGUCGCCGGCCAGUCUCGAGUCGCUAGUCUCCCUGCGCGUUUACCGCGGCACGCGACUCCACCCGGGCAACUCUCAGGCCAAGAGAAGCCAGCCGCCAACGGCGAAUGUAAGGGUGUUCGUGCUGAACCAGGAGCUGCUCUGUCUAGGCACCAACCAACUGUGUGACAUCAGAGACGAGAUCCGCUGUCCCAACGACAGUCUGGUGGUCAACGACUGCUCGGAGGACCCCGACAACACCACGCCCAUCACCGCCGAGGAGAUGUAUCCAUCUGGAUUCUUCUGCAUUGACGGCGUCUUCUACGUGGACGACCGCAGUCCACUCGCCAUCGACUACACGGAGCCGAUCCAGGAGUGGGCCACACUGCGCAGGAUGCCCGACCUCCGGCGCCGCUCCAUGAGUGGUGUGCGUGUCAGCGAGCUCAGCGUCCGGCUCGGCUACCCGUACAUCUACGUGCACCAGGGCGACUGCCGCCACAUCAUGGUCUUCUCGGACCUGCGCCUGUUCCGGCCCGGUGUGGACUCGGUCCAACGCUGCUACCCCCGGACGGUGGCCAUACGGCGGCGGCAGGAGGCCAGGGAGUGCCAUCUCUGCGACCGCGACAUACCCAGAUGGCUGACCAUGGACCACGAGCUCACGCCAACCAACCCGACGUUCUUCUGCGACAAAUGCUUCACAGACUUCAACUACCGGGGCCCGGGCCGAACGAACCCCGUCUGCAAGUUCAGAGCGUACCCGUUGGCCGCCACGAAAGGUACGGCCGGCCAGCCGCCGGCGGAUGGCGGAGAGCGAGGGACUGGGUCGGGGGACGACCAGAACGCGGGGCGCGCGGCGCCGCCGGCCCGCGGCCGCGUUCGGAAGGUGGCGCCGAAGAGCGGCGGCCCCGGUGGGCCGGGUGAUGAGGGGCAGGGCCCGACGGGCAGUGGAGACGUGCAGCGUGGGAGCAGUGCGGGGACGAGCGCGGCGGCCCCGGAUUCCUGAGGAGGGGGCUGGCGGGGAGGCGGGACCGGGGGCCGCAGCGGCAGACAGCGGCCGUCGCCGAGUAAACGAGAAGACUGCUGCCUGGGGGAGGCGGGGCGCUGCCAGAAGAAGACUUAGCAAACAACACUCCCGGAGAGUACAAAUGGCGUCGGGCCAGCAGCUCUGUGCGGUGACGGGGCCACGGGGCGGGUACGGGUGCCGUCGACAGGUGACAGCGUGUCGUAGGUGCGCACUGUGCGGUUCCGUCGCUUGCUGUGACGCCUUGUGCGGUGUUGAAACAUUACUCUCGUGCUGUUUUGUAUCGAAACGUUCCUUUUCUACCGGACUGUGUUGAGAUAUUACGUUUGUACCACCGUGUUUGGCGACAUUUAGUUUGUAGCGUUGUGUUCGUGCCAGCGUGUUAUUUAGGGGUUGGGCUGUGAUAUGCGUCCACCGGCGCGGCGGGGCCGUAAACUCCGUUCAAGGAGCCGGACGGUAGCCCCGGGGCGGGGAGCUUGGUCAGUGGUCGUUACUUUGUAAGUCGUCGUUACAUUACCAGCCGGCACUAGUCAAGGCUCUUCACGAGCAGAACACACUUUUUGUAAUAAAAUGAAAAUUAGGAA